AUGUCGGCAGGUAACAGAAAUAGCUAUAAGAAUCCACCAUAUUUUGGACCUGAUACGGUGUAUGACACGUGGAAAAAUGAGUUAGAAAUAUGGCGUCGGGUCACCGACCUGGACGCAGACAAGCAAGCAUUGGCCAUCACAUUGUCGCUGACUGGAAGAGCGAGGGAGAGGGCUGUCCAAAUACCAGCUGAUUAUUUGGAUUCAGAACGUGGCAUUGAUAUUCUAAUUGCCAAAUUAGAUGACAUAUUCAAGAAAGAAACGAAAGAUGCCACAUAUGAGGCUUAUUUAAGUUUUGAAAAUUUUAGAAAGACAGACGACAUGUCAAUUGAAACCUACGUUAUUGAAUUUGAAAGACUGAAUACCAGACUGGUUAGAUACGGAAUAGAGUUACCUGAUGCUGUGUUAGCAUUCAAGCUCCUUGACAAUGCUUGUCUCUCCACACAGGGACGUCAAAUGUCAUUGACUGCUGCUGCAGAUUUAACAUAUUCUGACAUGAAAUCAGCUUUAAAGCGGAUAUUUGGAGCCAAAAUUCCAGAUGUUCUUACAUCUAGUGUGAAAUUGGAAGUAAAUGCAACAGCAAGCUCAAGACGGUUUACAAGAGGAAAAUAUCAGACUUCUGAGAGCAGAAAUGAUCAGACACUUGAAGAUCCAGUUAAAGGAACUAACCCAUUAAACAGAUUUGGCAAGCGUUCAAGAUGUGCUAUUUGUCAGUCUACAUACCAUUGGGCGAAAGACUGUCAACAUAAAAAGGAAUCAGUCAAUAUUGCUAUGAAUAAAGAUGAAGACAUUGAUGAUUGGUGUAAUAUUACAUUGUUAGUUGACAACAAACAAAAAUCUCAGUUACAGUUUGUGUUCGAUGAAGAACAAUUAGACAUCUUGGUAGUGGAAUCAAGUGGAGCAGGUGUAUUAGAUACAGCAUGCACAAAAACAGUUUGUGGUUGUCAAUGGUAUAAUGAUUAUUUAUCAAGAUUGCACCCAAAUUUAGUGAAAUUAAUACAGACUUUUCCAAGUGAUAGGACCUUCAGAUUUGGUGAUGGUGUCUCAGUGAGAUCUUUGAAAAUGGUAAAAAUUCCAAUUGUCAUGGGAAGACAAAGGUGCAUGUUGGAGGUUGAAGUUGUGGAUACUAACAUUCCUCUGUUAUUGAGUAGAUCAUCCUUAAAGAAAGCAGAUGCAAUUCUUGAUUUAAAAAAUGACAGUGCUACAAUGUUUGGACAUAAUGUCAGGCUAGAUUUCACAGCCAGUGGACAUUACUGUGUUGAUUUAUUGCCUUGUGUUAAUGAUGAACAAUUUCAUGAUGUUUUGUUUAAUUUUGAUGAAUUAACUACUAAAGAGAAACAAAAGACAUUAAUUAAACUUCACAGACAGUUUGGUCACGCAUCUUAUGAUCGACUUCAUAAACUUUUAGUUGCAUCAGGAAUUUAUGAUAAGAAGUUGUUUGGAGUAUUGGAAAGAAUGAUAGCUGACUGUGAAAUUUGUCUUCAAAGAAAGAAGCCACCUAAUAAACCAACUGUUUCACUUCCUUUAGCUGCAAAUAGAACUGUUGCUGAACAUUUGUCAACCCUUCACAAAGCUAGAACAGAAUUUACUAGAGCAGAGUGUUCUGAUCGGAUCAGACGUGCUUUAAAGAGUAAUGUUAGAACAUUUAAUGACACUGUUUUUAAUUCUGGUGACAAGGUUUUUUAUAAACGUCCAGAUAGUGAUAAAUGGAAGGGCCCAGGUAUCGUCAUUGGCAUCGAUAGUUCUGUUGUUUUUGUACGCCAUGGAGGAAGUUGUGUUCGAGUUCAUAAAAGUAGAGUCAUCAAACAGCAUGAAAAUGAUACAGUGAGCAAUGAUCAAAAUAUUGAUACUGAGGAUGAUGUUACAGUUGAUAAGAAACUUGAUAAUGAUUUGGAGUCUGAAAAUGAAACUUCAUCUGACAAUCAGGAUAAUGAUGAUCAUCAUGCAGUUCAUAAUGAUAAUCAUCAAUCUCUGAAACUUAAAGCUGGAAUGUUGAUGUCAUUUAAUGAAAAGGGUAGUCAGGUUACUAAAAAGGUUAGAAUUAUGAGUCGUGCCGGAAAAGCUACCGGAAAACAUAAAGAUUGGUAUAACACAGAGAUUUUGGAACCCGUGGAAUUAAUUGGUGAAAAACUACCUUUAAUCUGUGUAACUGAUAAGAAAUCCUUGUAUGAUGCUAUUCAUUCAACUAAACAUGUUUUUGAAAAACGCCUUCGUCUUGAAAUAUCAGAAUUAAUUGGUGAAAAACUACCUUUAAUCUGUGUAACUGAUAAGAAAUCCUUGUAUGAUGCUAUUCAUUCAACUAAACAUGUUUUUGAAAAACGCCUUCGUCUUGAAAUAUCAGGUAUAAAAGAAAUGAUAGAUAAUUAUGUUGUAAAAGAAAUCAUUUGGUCUGAGACAAGUAAACAGUUAGCUGACUGUUUAACAAAGAAAGGGGCAUCUUCAUUAUUAUUGUUAAAAACUCUGGAGCAAGGGCAUCUUGAUUUGUAG
This is a messenger RNA of Lottia gigantea (owl limpet), 2484 nucleotides long. RefSeq lists its product as hypothetical. NCBI's taxonomy places the organism in Eukaryota, Metazoa, Mollusca, Gastropoda, Lottiidae. The coding region runs from base 1 to 2484 and encodes 827 amino acids. The transcript is spliced from 4 exons. The record is from RefSeq and is a predicted model, not a curated record.